Messenger RNA from Betta splendens (Siamese fighting fish), 5853 nucleotides. RefSeq lists its product as uncharacterized. Lineage: Eukaryota; Metazoa; Chordata; Actinopteri; Anabantiformes; Osphronemidae. The coding region runs from base 4227 to 5210 and encodes 327 amino acids. The record is from RefSeq and is a predicted model, not a curated record. The transcript has 2 exons.
CAAAUCAGAAAACUAACCAGGCCAGUCACAAAACAUAGUGACUUGUUACACUAGCUCAAACAAGUAGAGGAAACACCAGAAUGCUCAAAAUGAAAGAUAUGUAAAGAAAAUACAAUCUGAGACAAAUAUUCAAUUUGCAAAGCAGGAACUACCAGGGGAACACAAAGAAAACAAGCAGGAGCUAACAAGAAAAUACACGUAUAAGUAGAUAUGAAAGAUAUUUAAAAAAAACUCUCACAAAAACUACAGAGGCAGCCGGUAAAAGUGUCUACCCCCACCGUGUUUGGGUUUCAAAUCUGCCGCGUCAGUGCCGGGUUUGUACUGCGGGAGGAGUGUGUUACGUCCUUCUGGCCUGUAGGUGGCGAUUGACUCCCACUUUUGGUCCUAAAACACCGUAGUUGCUUACGUCAUAUAGCCUCUUGUAGAACACCUAAUGAUCAGGUCUUGGGUGGCCUAGUGGUUAACGUGCAUGGACACAAUGUUUUUUUUUGUCCGGGGUUCGAGUCUGAGUGGAAGCAGUUUUUUUAUUUUAAUUAUUGGAAAAACAGCGUCUCAUCAUCAUCAUGUGAUCACGAGAUGACAACGUUGUAUUACUUAGUGCAUGGAUCGCCAAGACCAUGAACCGCUAGUCGCGUUAUAGUAUGAAGUUAUGAACGUAAGUAAAUUAUGGCAAAUUAUGGCAGUUUAAAACCGAAAAUAAGAAGCUGAACGGUGCGCCCUCCCGCGUGCAGCGUUCGAUUUAUGGCAGACAAGCUACUGUAACCCUGAUUUCUCGCUGUUGGUACGGGCAAUUUUCUUUACGUGGAAUGCUUCUUUAAUGCACCACACGGCAAGACAGUACAGCACAUGUACACUUUUUUCUUUACGCCGCUCUCACCCAACGCGCGUCACAUUUUCCUGUCCCCCGUCAACAAGGACAAGUAGGAACUAAUGUUGAUGACAAAUAAAAUCACAGUAGCUGAAAUGUCACGUUUCCCAAACAAAAAAUAAAAAAAAUAAAAAGGAAUACUAACUAAGGUUACACUACUACAAUUUAAAAAAGUGAAUAAGGAUGAUCUAGACCAGUGGUCUGCCACCGGUAACGCCCACGUUUUCAAUGAAAAAAACAAACACUGGGAGCUGCGGAGGGCGGCAAUAUUAUAUUAUUUGAGAACAUUCAACAUUUGUUUUUUAAUCCAAAGAAGACAUAAAAGUCGGGGCUCAGAGAUCUAACCGAUGAUAAAACAUUGUCAAGGCAUCGACAAGGACAGCUAACUCGCUUUUCCCUGCUUCAAACAGCUGUUUUAACUGAGAGCAACCCGUGCGGCAUCACCGGUCAAUCUGGAAACGUAUUAAUUUUUUUUGUAAAUAAAACGCCCACUUUCAUUCAACAGACGGACAUGAAAGAGGGAAUAACGAAAUAAACAGCUGGUUAACUUCGUAGGAACAUGGCUGUAGCUCUGCAAUGACUUUAUGUGGUACAGGUGAAAGGAGUAAUAACGAAAUAAACAGCUGGUUAACUUCGUAGGAACACCUUGUAGAAGGAACUGGUAUAUUUAGAAAACGCAGUAGUCCUAGUGUUAAGGUGUGUGAACUGGGGAGGAGACGGCAGCAGCGACUGAAGAGCGACUGAAUAGAGUUGAUGUCUUCCCCGCUGACAGGCGCAUUCAUUUGAUAAUGCACGACCUUGGAUGACAGUUCAGUUGAAAACCACACUGAAUCUUUAUUAAACCGUCCCUGAAUAACAUCUAUGAACUGCAGUUUCUUCCUUGAUUAUCCAUGAUUAUUAUGAAAGAAGCGCAAAUCUUCGCCAGUCCAAAUUGUGCAAUUAAUACUGUGUUUACAAUAAAGGUAAUAAAUAAUAAUAAUAGUAUUUUCAUUUUAAAAUGCACUGCAUAUUUUAGACGAAUGUCGAAGUGCUACAAAUAACUUAGACCAGAAAGCUACGAUAAAUACAUACGUUUAUUUUUGCAGAGUAAACGUAUGUAGAACAAACUACUUGCUGCAUUAAUGAGUCUUAGACCUGCAGCUGAUCACGCCGCCCGAUGCUGCCCAGUCUCCCACGGAGCUUUGUCCUGAAGCUGAAGUAUUUCUCACCUGCUGAUCGAGUAGCAGCAACACAUUAGCAUGUCUAUGCGCCUCUACGAAGGAGGGGGAGGGGUGUGUAGUUUUCCUUUGCGACUGUGAGCAAACAUGAGACAAACAAAAGCUUGGUCGAACUCAGAUCCAAGUCAUCUGAGUACGAAACACAUCACAUAUCAUUCGAUCUCGUGUUUCAUUCGAGCGGCAGUCUGGAGCUCUCUGCUAAGACUGCUGCCCCGCGACCCGUCCACGGAUGAGCUUCCAUUAAAAAUUAAAAGCAGAGGUUUUUUGUUUUUCGUUUUUCUCUAAACGAAAAAACAGCUUUAAAUUCAAGUCCGUGUGUUUUUGUUAAAAAUAUUUUUGUUCGGUUUAUGGGUUUGUAACGCGGUGCUUUUAUUCAGGAUAGAUAGACGGAUGGGAAAUGAAAGUUUUGAAACAUACACGGGCCGAAUAAGUCACAUCAGCCACUCAUUCAGUUACAAUGACACGCACAGUCAAAACAAAUUCUCGCUACAUCUCGUGCACCACUCCCCCGUUCCUCUCGUAGCCUGCAUUUGCACAUCCAUACAUUUGUGUAUUGGUCACUCUCUGUCUGGACACAUGACUCCGAAACACGUCACGUGUUUGUGUAAGAGGUUGAUGUCUCCACCAAAUUAUAAGCAGAGGUAACGAGAGAACGACUUUUUGUUUUCCGUUUGUCUCUAAACAAUAAAAACAUAUUACCUCCAAUUCCGUGUCUUUUUGUAAAAAAGACAUAUUUUUGCCUGUUUUAUUGGUUUGUAAGGCGGUGCUUUGAUUAAAAUCCGUUUGCCGCUCAACGAAAGAGAAACAAAAACGCCGGUGAAAGUGGCUGGAUGGACGGAUGGGAAAUGAAAAUGUUGAAACGUACACGGGUCGAAUAAGUGCUCUCAGCCACUCAGUUACAAUGACACGCACAGUCAAAACAAGUCAAACUGCAGUUCUGCAGACACAGAGUAAACGCGUAGGAACAAACAUGUUGCUGUAAUGCGUCGCUGUAGGUCUGCUGAUUUCUGGCGUCCUGUCAAAAUUACGAUCGACAACUGCUGUAAAACAAAUUCCUAUGAUUAUUACGGUUAUUUACAUAAAAUCUACGACUAUUGGAAAACAUUCAUUAACAAGUCGUGGAAGUUUAAAACCUAAAUAAGCGGCUGUAGUCGCAGAUGGACUGCGCUCUACGUCUUUACUUGCGCAUUCAAAUUAUAUUAAUUAAACCGCGACGCAUAAUCAUGGUAUUAUGUGAAGUCAAUAUGUUGUAUCGGAUGUUAGAGCGGUGGGUGUGUACAUAUUUUUAAGAGACGCCUUCUAUUUAAAGACACGAAUAAGCUGAGGAGAAUAAAAACAAGAACGUGUUGCUGCUGUGGCGCUGCCUGUUUUAAACCACACAGAACAAUUAUAACUUUGCAGUGAACAUAAAAUAACUAAGCCAUCAACAAGUUGUUGCCCUUCACACUCCCCAUGUUUUAGCACACAACAGAUACUUAAUAGUAAAAUAGGUCUGGUGUAAUAUAUGUGUGUUACAGGUAGAAAUGAACAGUCGGACCUCAGUUACGCUGUAGCGCUUUGGAGGCUUCUAAUGAACGCUGCGCCACCUGGUGGUUAAAACGAGACUAGCGUCCUGAUUUUUUCCAGCCGGCUGCAGGAUUAAAAAUCUUUAGUCAGCGACGCACUCGCUGCGCCGUGGCGACGCGUCGGUACUGCAGUAAAAACCCUAGUCACUUUGAACCGCUGCCACUGUAGUCUCUCUCGGAUGCCUAACAUAAAGCAACACAAAUGUUCAUCAAACACACAUGAAUCCUCACUAACAUACACAUGGAAACUAUGACUUACUGUAAGAACACAUUUACACAUAACUGUAACCCAUACAACACCCAAAUUAUGUUACAAGGUAUUCUCAAACAUACACAAAAGGCUCACUCGUCUUGAGGGACCUACUUAUUCCCAACUGUACUAAAACUUCAAAUCACUAGACCACUGGCCAGCUCAGCUUGAAGCCCUGGCCAGACAAACUAAACAGAAGGCAGGACCCAAAUGCACGACUCAAACAGAACUGAACCUAAUAAUUAAUUUAAUUAAACACAAGACAGAACAAGAAUGUGUAGACAAAUAAUUAACACGGGACAAGAUACUCUCAAAGUUAAAAUCUAAUGCGUACACUGUUAGACAUUUCUGUAAUUUCAACAGUUUUUUAUAAUGCUGUAGAUUGUUUCCAGUGCACCAUUGGAUUUUUUGAUGACAUCACGCAUUGUGUGAAAACUUUUUUUGUUAACCUGUCAUUGAAGUUCAUAAGAAGAAGAAGAACUCUAAGGGCCUUCAUUGCAAACUCGAUGAGGUUGUGGAGAACCACCCUUGAAGCCAAUGGGAAGCCACUUGCCCAAGUAUCCAUCAAAUGUGGCAUAUACCAAAGAGAUGCACUGUCCCCACUGCUGUUCUGCAUAGGUCUGAACACCCUCAGCCAAAUAAUAAACAAGACUGGCUAUGGAUACCGACUCCGGAACGAGGCCACCAUAAGUCACCUCCUCUACAUGGAUGACAUCAAGCUGUACGCCAAGAGUGAGCGAGACAUCGACUCACUGAUCCACACCACCAGCAUCUACAGCUCGGACAUUGGGAUGUCAUUCGGGCUCGAGAAAUGUGGGAGGAUGGUGACAAAGAGAGGCAAGGUAAUCCACACAGAAGGGGUCUCACUCCCAGAAGGAACAAUAGCAGACAUUGAGGACAAUUACAAGUACCUUGGAAUACCACAGGCAAACGGCAACCUUGAACAGGCAACAAGGAAUGCGGCAACAUCCAAAUACCUCCUACGAGUAAGGCAAGUCCUAAGAAGCCAGCUCAAUGGCAAGAACAAAUCCCGGGCAAUAAACACAGAGGCACUCAUCCUGGCUGCACAGGAGCAAGCCUUGAGCACCAGACCCAUAGAGGCCCGGAUCUACCACACUAGACAAGACCCAAGGUGUAGACUGUGCAAAGAGGCACCUGAGUCGAUCCAGCACAUAACUGCAGGGUGUAAGAUGCUGGCAGGGAAAGCAUACAUGAAACGCCAUAACCAAGUGGCUGGCAUAGUAUACAGGAACAUCUGCGCAGAGUAUGGACUGGAAACCCCAAGGUCAAAGUGGGAAACACCAGAAUAGUAAUGGCGAACCAACCAGACAUUGUGGUGGUGGACAAAGAGCAGAGGAAAGCCGUAGUGGUGGAAGUGGCAAUACCAAGCGAUGGCAACAUCAGGAAAAAGGAACAUGAGAAACUAGAGAAAUACCAAGGGCUCAGAGAAGAACUGGAGAAGGCUUGGAAGGUGAAGGCCACGGUGGUGCCUGUGGUGAUCGGAGCACUGGGGGCAGUGACCCCCAAACUGGAGGAGUGGCUACAACAGAUCCCUGGAAAAACAUCCGACAUCUCAGUCCAGAAAAGUGCAGUCCUAGGAACAGCAAGGAUACUGCGCAGAACCCUCAAGCUUCCUGGCCUCUGGUAGAGGAUCCGAGCUUGGAAAGUGGAUGAGACCACACGGGAGGAUUUCCUAAGACAAUAAAUCUGGAGGAUGGAACAAAAUGUGUUACUUAAACCAGAGUGAGCCAGGAGAGACCAGAGAGAUGGAGAAGAAAUAGAACAACAGUGUCAUCCUUCCUUCAUCAUCUAAUUAAUAAAUUAGAGUGGAAGAACUCAUAUCAGUUUAGUUUAGUAAGUAUAUAUAAAGUGGUUACUGCUAUUAUUGUUAUUUCUAACUUGAUUGUUAAAUUUAUGUUUUUUAUUCUUUUAUUUUGGUUAUAGAUUCCCUGU